AUGAGAAAGUAGCUUUAAUUUUUGAUUUUUAAUGUAAUCUACAGGAAACAAGCGGCUACGCGACACGUAGUCACCGGGACGCCUGAGGCCGAAGGUUUAUCCCAUCCCCCCAAAGAGAAUUUAGUGGAUUCUACCCCCAAGUCAUCCUCUGCGUUAGAGACUAGAAACUUUACCGUUGACUCUUCCGGAAACAUUGUGUUAGCUGAUGGUACAUGCUUAAUGGCUCAACUAAGCUGUAGGAACACCUGUCGUGCAGCCGGCGGUUGUGGAAGACACCACUGGUUUUUCCAGUCAGCUAGAUUUGCAAGACGGUGCCUUGCCUCGCAAAUCACAGACCAUUGAUUGCUCUCCUGGCGUCUUAGACACUGUCAAGUGCACAAGUUGUGCCUCGCGCAUCAGUCCGUUUUCUGUUCCUUGCGAGGUUCAUCCUGUUUUGAAAGUCAUAAUAUGCAAGGUACGUUGUAAGUGUGUUCAACACAGUCCUUAGCGCUGUCUUAAAUUCUAUGGACGGGGCGACUUUCCCAAAGAUGAUUUCGGAAAGGACGAAAACUGUCGAUGGUGUGGAGAUGGCGGAGAUCUGAUCUGUUGCGAUUCUUGCUCCAACACCUUCUGUAAAAGCUGCAUAAAGAGAAACAUCGGUCGGACCUACCUCCAUAACAUUGAAGAGUUGGGUGAAAACGAAUCGUGGAAUUGUUUGCUCUGUACAAAAGAACCCCUUCUGCCCCUCCAGAAGCAAUGCUUUGAAGUGGGUUCAUCCUUUGGCUUUUACUCUUGUUGCUCAUUUUUUUGCAAUGAUAAUUGCUUGUAUCUCAACUUGCAAAUUUAGAUUAUCCAGCGUGUUCGGGCAUACCACGCUCAACGCAAAAAGCGCUCAGAACGUGCCUACGAAUUGUGGCGUAACCGCUCCAACGCUGCUUCUGCAAGCACUCCUACCCCGUCAGUCACCACGGCAAUAUCUUCUCCACAGGCUCCCCCUCCUAGCAUUAGUCCGAACCAUCCCUUGAACAUCAUCGAACCAAAUGUCCCUUCUGCGAACACCAGUGCGGAGAAGCCGUUGCAGGUUUCUCCAGCUGGGUUUAACCCACCUGGAGGGCUGAAUGCUUUAGCAGGUAACAUCCAUUCAACCUAAUUGCAUCGCUUCUUUUGUGAACGAACUCGUAAAGCGUCCUAACGGAAAGCAGGGGUUUUUACUUUCGUUGAUAUUCUUGCGGAAAAUUUUUAGUCAGACUGUUUUCAUCAGGUUGUUACACACCAAAUAUCGAAUUGCAGGCAACUAAAUAUGUCGCUUAGCAUGUGCAUUCUCUGAAUUUCAUGCUCAUCAAGCUCAGUAUAAGUCUAAAAAUCAAAGGUUCACAGACUGAGAAGUCUUGGAAUUCAGGUUUGUGGAACUGUAACCGCUAUUUUUUUCCUCUCGAGAAGCCAUUGAGGUCUUCAAGAAUCCUAACUUGUUUGCAAACAGGCAAGUUCGUAGGCUGGGUGACAUCAUCACAUUCCGAGCUGCACAAUACUUUAUGUUAGGUCUUUUCGUGUCACAGAGUAGAAUUGAGCCAUGCUGGUUGAUUAGCUCGGACUGGCCCCUGUUCCUGGUAAGGAAUAGUUUUCAGUGUGAAUUUGACGUUUGUCACCGGCAACUCCUUUACUCGGUCUCAGAAACGCCUGCUGCAAGGCAUUGCCGAAUGACCGCCAGACUAACCUUAUCUGGUUUAGGGCAGACGGUUUCUGUGCGUUUAAGAACAUCAUAGUUCGACUAUCUUUAUUUGUGCCGAUCUUUUGGCCGCAUGGUAUUUGCUUGCGAAAUUGACAACUUCUCCAUUAAAAAGUAGAGAACAAAUCCCCAACGUCCCUAUUUUACGACCCAUUCUAUUUGUAGGUACUUAUUUGACGGGCACUUUAACUUCUUAGGUUGAUGACGGCUGUCAGUGAACUCUAGAACUGUAAACAUCCAACUACGGCUGAUUUCCUCAUGGUCUAAUGAGUAUCGGAUUCUGCUAACGCGUCUUUUCAUUAUUAGGCCACUAUAGGCAGGCUUACAAACGCCAGCCAGACAGUGCACAAAAAAUCUGAUUUUUUCAUCUGUUUUUUGACAAGUACACCGGUUUCUCCUACCUAUCUUUGUGCGUCGGUUUUGACCUGUGCUAAAUGUUUCUCCCCAUCCAGCUGUUUUGGCCGGAGUUACAAGCACUUGUGGAACGCAGUUGGUUGCGCCGUUUGGAGCUCUCCCCCAGCCAUCCGACCUGUUGGCCGCUGUGUCUAACCUGCAAGCGCUAGCAUCUGUUCCUUUAAACACAUCAUCAGUUGCUCCCGGAUCUACUCUACCAGAAACGCAGCCUACUAAAUCUCCAGUCUCGUCAGCCCCCGCUUCAAGUUCUGCUUCUAUAGCAGCAAAACGUCCAGAAAUUCCAAUUCCUCCAGCCAACAAAAACCAAAGCUCCAGCCGGGGAAAAUGGGGAAGUGCAUCCAACCCCAACAGCAGUGAUUGGUAUUUGGAAAAUGUUACUGUAGCAGGCAUCUUAGAUCAAAUAUCUCAAGUCCAAGCCUCUAACAUUCGUAACGCGACAAAAGCCCUGCGCGCCUGCCUUGAGACUUUCCUGAGUGAUUUGCGCAGGGUCGAAACAAACUUGUCACGAGCACGCACUUUGGAUGAUAUCACAAAUAUUGUACGUUCAUUUCAGAGCAUUUUCCGGUUCCAUUUCUUCAGUCGCAUCGGAAACCUCGUUUCACGACUGCAAGAUGACCCGAAACAUCCUGGUAUAAAUCGCGCCCAGUCAUUCGCUGUGUCACCCACCCCCAAUGGGGAUAAUAACGAUAGAUGCAAACCAGGUCAGGCCUCUGAACAAGCAACGUCUCUGGAUUCCCCUGCAUCUUCCUCCACCAUCAAGUCGCGCGGCUCUCUAACCAUCGACUUGACAGAUGAAUGCGAAUCAGUUAAGGGUGCUCGGUCACAGGCAGCCCACCCUCCAUCCAUUCCUCCCACAGCUACCACCCACCCUCAGGUUCCCACUGCCGCUGUGACCGUCGCCAAGACGGCUUCUGCCCUGGCUGCAUCCAGCCGGUCACCGCCUUCCUCCGCCAGAGCCAGCCGGAAACGCCCAGCUCGCAGGAAGAGUUCUCCGGUCAAUGCCAUGGUCCCUGGCGGUUCAAGUAGUGCCCCUGCGGUGCGGCCCUCAAAGAAGUCACGUUGUGCCCCAACCGCUGAAAUGUCUGUUGCUAAUGCUGCUACUAACGUUGCAGCGGACACUGCCACCGCCAUCCCAGUAAUCCCUUCUGAGGCCUUCUCCGACCUCAUCGAACCGGCCGCAACGCAUACAGCAGAACUAUCAACCGACAAGACCGCGUCCGCUGAUUGUUCCUCUGCGUCCUUCCUGAACAGUGCUUCCUGCACCCCUGUCUCGCAUAGUCAAACCUCCAACGAGGCCGACCCCUCAGCCAAUUCCUGUCAGAAGGCCUCCCAAGGGGACAGUCUCAGAUCCUCCCAACCGACAUCCAACAAUGAAUCUGGUCCUGAUACCGACUCUAACGGCCAAUUCGAAGUUGACAGUAGUUCCCACCAGUCGGAGGCGGAAAAAGAGAACAAUGCGGACGCGGCUCCGCCGAUCAGACAGUCGCCCUCCCGUCGGACAGUGGACUCACACCAGAGUACUACUGACGAUGGCGAUCAAAAUAAGACUUCAUCGGAACUGACUACCGCCGUUGGAAUUUUCUGUAAGUCUAAGAGAUCUUUAAAUUUCUUCAAUGUUAGUUUAAAUACAGUAAAGUAUUGCACAAAAGUGGAAGACUGCUUUAAUAACAGUGACUCCGUAUGUUAACGCAUCUGUAGAAGUACGGGAAGCACACGAAUGCACAUUUGGUAGCCUCGUCGGAACAAGUAGGACAAAGGGGACGUUAAAGCCUGCGGGGUUGAAAAGUGGGUAAUUAUAUAGGGGUAUUUACAUGGCCUAAGACAGCCUACUAUCCUAUGUGGAGAGAACAAACAAAAUGAUUUUCAACAUGCUGCUCAUCCAGGGCAGCUUUUUCAUGACGACUGAGGUUGGGAUUUCGCCGAGUUGCAGCGUAGGGUAACCUCGGUAGUGUAUGUCAGCCGAGCAAUGUGGCCUCCUUGGGACCUUGUUCGGUUUGCCCAGGUGUCAGCUCAAAGUAUUGUCUCUCCCACGCGUAUUGAGUUAUCCCAAAUUCUGAGGUUUUCUGCCUUAUCUGACGGAUUUAUUGGUAAAUGUCAGCGCUGUAAUCAAAGUUCUGUUAUUUUUGUAGAAUUUGGUUGAGCUCGCAUUCGCCAGCAAUUUAUCAGCAACCCUAUCUCAUUCUUUUCAAGUAAUUUGCCAUUUCUUCUCACAGAACCCUCCACCAACAUGAUUGUUUUUUCCUCGUGUUUGCUUCAGGGAUCAGUUCUAUUCACAAAUUUAGGUCGUUUUCAUAUAUCUUAAAACCCCUGUGCUGCUCACCGGUUCCUGUUUUUGAAGCUAAUGUGGGGUUUUGAUGCAAACUUUCAACUCUAGUUGCUUCGUUCCCUUGCAGUUUUAUUGGAAUUGAACAGAUCUUUGGUUAAGGCCUGCAUUGCACUUGACCACUGUCCAACGCUUCAUGAUGCAAAUUAGCCUAUUGUCUAGCCGUAUAUUAGACGCUAACAUUACCAGUGCUAGCUAGAUAAACAGGAAAAGAGUAUUUUCUGCCCAGCCGUCGUCGAGGUUUAGCUGCUCUGCUGAUAUAUUGCCAAUUUAGUCUGCUCUCGCCUCUACAAGACGGCCUCUUACAGGAGUACACCAACCCCAAGUUUUACUAAAUUCUCCUUAAAAAUGAACACCUCAGAGCCCUUUGCCACUAUUCUCUGGAGCCAAAUUCGAGUGGGAAGGAAACCAGGUAGGAUACGUGACUGUGUGCGGACCAGGUCGUGUUUGGUGCGUAAACCUGGUCAUUUACCGUGUGGACCAGGGGCUGUGGAGUGCAGCGCCAAGGUUCGGGCUCGACUGUGCCGUCCACCUGCGCCCCCCCAAUCUCCGGUCUUCUGGACUCUGUCUUGGCAUCGGGUCCAGGUGGGGGAGGAGAGUGCGGUAGAUGCCGUGCAAGUCUACCAUCACUACAAUUCACGCACAAGUCACCGUCCCUGUUCUCACCUUGAUGUGGAGCACACGGUUGACAUCGUCGGACACUACGGUCAAACUGUCGUGUGUGGUAUACGCAAACGGGCUGUUUGGCUUUGUCAGCGACUUCGCCCGCACUCGCCUCUGGUCGUCUUGACUUACCACCGAACGUGGUGGGUGAGGAAGGAGGGACUGCGGUAUAUCCAUCUGCAUCAAGUCGAACAUCAUCGCUGCUGCUCCCAUCUUGUGGAGCAGUCAUGUUACAUCGGUCGAACUCUCAUGCCGAAAUACUUUUUGCAUUGUGUUCCCAUCGCCAUUUAAGCAUACUUUCGAGACCACAAUCAGCCGAAUUCAGCCAUUUACAAAUUUCUCCGUCACUUUUAAUUACCGACUGGUUCUCCUUAGAAACCAGUAUGUUUUGGUGAAAAAUGUAGACAAGGCAAUUCGUCAACUCGCUCAAAAACUCAGUGCGUUUUUCAUUCAGAUGGUAUCGUGAUUUUCCGAUCGUACAUGGAUAAUUUGUUUCAACCGAGCGCCAAAACUUUUGCAAAACCAGUCCGAAAGUGCUUGAAAACGGUUUGCUUUGGCUUGAUUAUCCUUAGCGGGCUAUUGAGAAGUGAAACAUACAGCCAGAAAUCUCCUGAAACUCUUGAAACAAUUGCGAUCUGUCAUAGAAGUGGACGGGAAAUGUUAUGCGUCUCAGGUUUUUGCAGACAUUUGAAGGUGUCCACGGGUCCAUCGUGAUAUGUCGGUCGCCUCCAAAUACCUCAUAUACCGAGCAUCCGAGAUUAUAAAUACCGGACUUUGUGCUUGGAAAACAAGUAGCCGCUGGAGGCUGUUGGCCAAUGUAGCCUGAGAACGAGUGAGGUAGUUUGCACCCACUCUGACACCACGAAGAUAUCCCACACUGUUCAUUAAAAUUGACUGAGGUGAUUUGAGCACAUUUUACAUCAAUCACACCAUGCGCACAGUGUUACUGCUCUAACUACAACAGCACAGUCUAACUGGCGCUGGUGAAGAGAUCGGCUCUAAGUCUAGAACGAUCCUGUUCGUCAAAAUUGGCCUUUAAGUCUUGAGUCUUCUGUACUCGGCCUUCGUUUCAGGAACGAUGUGGAUCAAGCUUUCCAAAUCUACCAAUGGUAGUAGUUAGACAGGAAAAUUCCUGCCUGUGGUAUUGUUGGAGUCAGCUAAAUCAGGCAUGAUCAGGACGAUAUCAAGUACAAGUUUGUCCUCAAAUCUUAGUGUAAAAACAAUGUUGUCUAUGGGAGUGACCUGAUAGGAACACAGUCCCUGAUGCUGGUACUCCACAAGUCUUGAUACUUCAACCCGAAGGAGCAGGAAAAUCAUUCUUGAAAAUCUCCCUGAACACUUACGUGAACAUAUAGCCACGUUGGCCAGCGCUCCCGGGUCGGAAGCAGCCUGGGCGCGUUUACAUACCGGUCUAUGAAGCCGCGUUCAUAGAUAAUUCGGCUGACUCCAUGUCACGGGCUUACUGCUUUGUGAAUCUUCGUCUUUUAAUAUAGUCUGUCAACGACAGGCGCCUGAGAGAAUAGAACCCCUCGUCACGACAGCCACGUAAACCGGUACUGUGCAACCAGAGAAGCUUUCCGGGUCAGUUUUGUCACGUCCAUCCAUACUGUAGUCGACUACUUCUAUACGGUCGCCAGCCAGGGCCGGAGUCGCAUGAGAUGAUACUCAGAAUGAUUUCACGCAGGUUGAGUGUGCAUAUUGCUCAACCUCAAGUCUCGGCAUGUAAGGCGUCCACAUUGCACCGGUUUUCGUUCCUCACUAAGUGCAUAGUUGUUCGCUAGAGGCACAAUUGGAGAAGCGAAUUUGCGGAGUCGAACUUAAGCACUUUCGACCGAAUGUUUCCAACCGGCGACUUUCAGUCUCACAUCUUGAACAGGGUUGCGUGUACUCUCAACAUGAUCCACUUACUUUACACUGACGCAAGGGGCUUUGUCCGAGUCGAACGAAGUUCAUUAGCGUCACGUCGAUCGGAUGCGCUCACUCCUCUAUGCCUUGCCCAUUUGGUUGGAUUUUCAAUAUUGAGCUAUCAGGUGUCAAAUAACCCACGGGUUAGCACCUACCAUGACCAGAUAGAUAUCUCCUGCCACAAAACUCAGUGUGGUCUUAGUUUUGUUUGAGUGAGUUUUUGUUUCCAUUUCAACUGCAUUCACACGUACCUGCCCACAGCAAGCCUCGUUUCUGCAAGGGUGCCCGCCAACGCCACAGCUUACUGCGAUGGAGUUGUUUACUAGCGCGUACUGGCUAAUUCAGAUUGUCGCUUAGUUAGCCAUAGUUGUUAAGAACCCAUAUCCGUAAGGGGCAUCGGAGGUGAUAUCUGAUAAACUACUUCUAGGCGUCUAGUAUCUGUUCUAUGCUAACUGACUGCCAAAACUAGAUCCUCAAGGCAGAGAGAAUAUACUGCUGAUAACAGUUGUGGUGUUCAAGAUUUCGGCAAGGCCAGACACGACGAACACGACCCCACGUUGACCCGAAGCCAACAGUCACGUCACAAGCAGAAGCGAUGUAGGCUGACAAUCAUGAAGACUUGCCUAUUUCACUCAGCAAUCUGUCACUAUUCUUAGGGAUCAUCGUCUCAAAUCUGUAAAGACGGUCUCGUUCCAAAACUGGCGUCAGAGAGCCGUGCACUCGAUCACCUAAUGUCGAACAGAAAUGUCCUUUGUGAAUGGUUGCUUUCAGUCACAGCUUGUACCCAAGUUUGGCUACUAAUAUUUGACGGCAGUUGACUGGGCCAAGCGUGACGCACCUAUAUGAGUGCCUGUCAGCCAGGCACCUCGAUCGUCACAUGUGGAGCAUGCGGAGAAGGAAUUCAUGGUCAAUCUCCUCAUUCAACUAUGAUCCAGUUGUCACAAAAACGUGUUUGAUAGUAGAAUGAGUAUAGCCGAUGGUAGCGAAGUCUUUCUCACCGUAAUCCAACUCAUGCGCAAGUGAUCAUUGCCGGAGUAGCGAUAACUUACGUCAACCACUACGGGAGGUUCACUGUGUGUUAGUUAACACUGCUCAUGUCCUAGGACGUCCAUCGCCUACCCGCUGCCUCCUUUUUUCCCUCACUUCCUCUCUAAACAGCGCGUGAGGUGUCGCUACAUGCGCAUGGCUUUUGUCUGUUUCAGCCGAGUCGCAAAGUGCCCUUCCCACCGAGCUCUCUUCCUCCUGA
Molecule: messenger RNA, 8256 nt
Organism: Spirometra erinaceieuropaei
Lineage: Eukaryota; Metazoa; Platyhelminthes; Cestoda; Diphyllobothriidea; Diphyllobothriidae
Source: the annotation of a GenBank genome assembly